Messenger RNA from Pogona vitticeps (central bearded dragon), 930 nucleotides. RefSeq lists its product as uncharacterized. The record is from RefSeq and is a predicted model, not a curated record. Lineage: Eukaryota; Metazoa; Chordata; Lepidosauria; Squamata; Agamidae.
UCCCCACCUGGGUUUACCUCGUUCAGAAACAGCCUGAGUUCCCAGUGCUUCCAGACUCACCAUGAUGAAGUUCCUGGUCCUCAUUGUGGCGUUGGUUAUCACCACAGGAUCCCGGGCUUCCGCAGCACCAGAGCGAGUUUCAAAGGUGAAGGAAUUGAGGGAUUCCUUCAAGGGACUUCCAAUGUUAUCCAUAGUCAUCUGGGGUAUGGCAGACAGAAGCAAGACAGCCCCGGAAUUGUCAGACCUGUACCAUAAUGUAAGCCGACAAUUGAGUAACUUCCGCCGAGAAAUUCCAUCAGAGAUCAAAGAACCAUUGGAGUUGGUGGGUGCUGUAUUAGAAGGUGUCAUCAGGAAAACCUAUCGUGCUGUAAUUGACCUGAACGACAAGCAGGACAUCGAAGAACCACUGAUAGACGGACUGUCGUAUUAUUUUGACUCAGUCCUGGAGAGAUUGGAACCCUAUUUCGAGUCCUUCAGACCUAUCCUCAAUGACGAACUGAGAUACAUAGAUGCGAAAUUGCCGGAGUAUUUUAAACCUCUCGACGAUCAGCUCUUCUUUUAUCUUAAGAAGUUGGAAGACGCUCAACCGACUCUCCAAGCUGCCGCCGACCAAACGCUGACUCGUAUCAGACAAGGGCUGGAGGCUCUCCACAAGAACCUGAAUCCUUACCUUAAACCCCUUCUGGAGGAGAGCAAAAAACACCAAACAGAGUUUUGGGAGUGGGUUCACGCCCCCAUAUUUCCCCCAGACCCGUGAUUAUUUUUUUUCCAUGAGUAAGGAGGAGCGAUGCAUUGUUGAUCUCCAAAGAAAAGCGGUGUGGCCGGGGUGACUGAAAUAAUGUGGUGCAUGGUGAUUUGUAACAAACAAACAAACCCCAACAGCUGAUGUAAUAAAGGAUACGUCCCCAACAAUGCCUGGGCAGCCACUGA